This is a messenger RNA of Saccostrea cuccullata (small rock oyster), 2885 nucleotides long. RefSeq names its product osteoclast-stimulating factor 1-like. NCBI's taxonomy places the organism in Eukaryota, Metazoa, Mollusca, Bivalvia, Ostreida, Ostreidae. The record is from RefSeq and is a predicted model, not a curated record. Gene Ontology annotation, molecular function: protein binding. Gene Ontology annotation, biological process: signal transduction. Bases 97 to 744 code for a protein of 215 amino acids. The transcript is spliced from 9 exons.
CUCGACAUUCCUCGCUGCGUGUAAAUAAAAAUUCAGGAAAUACUUCCUCUUCCCUGUCGAAGCCGAUUUAUAUCUCUUUUUCUUCGUGCUUGCGGUAUGACGUCCACGGCAAGACCCAGCAGGCCUCCUCCCCCUGUUCCAAAGCCAGGUCAUGUUAAGGUAGUGAGAGCCUUGUAUCACUACGAUGCUCAACAGAGUGAUGAAUUGUCUUUUGAGGAAGGUGAUACCUUGUAUAUUCUUGAUAUGAGCAACUCUGACUGGUGGAAAGCAAAGUGUGGAGACAAAACAGGACUUAUUCCUAGUAAUUACGUGGACAAGAAUACAGAAGUUAUUGACUACCCUUUACAUGAAGCAGCCAGGCGUGGAAAUAUUACUUUUAUGAGGGAAUGCAUAUCAAAUAAUGUUUCUGUAAAUGCCCUAGAUAAAGCUGGAUCCACCCCUCUACACUGGGCAGCACAUGGAGGACACAUUGAUUGCAUGCAGAUGUUGCUUAACUCCAAGUGUCAGGUCAACGUUCAGAAUAAGUUAGGAGAUACCCCAUUGCACUCUGCGGCCUGGAAGAAUCAUGCAGAGGCUGUCAAGCUGUUAAUUGAGAAAGGUGCCAGGGUGGAUAUUAAGAACAAUGAGAACAGACUACCUCUGGAUCUCACCAAAGAUCCUGAAUGUGCAGCUUUAAUUAAACAAGCAGCUGCUCCCAGGAAUAGCUAUACUAAUGAUUACGGGGAUGACGAGGACUCGGAUUAGAGAGACUUCAUACUUUGAUACAGUCUCAUCAUAAUGGUGAAAACUUAGGUUGAUUCCUAAAACUCCCAGCACGUUGUGCAGCCAGUGCUAUGGGUACUCUUUGUAAUACAGAGGCAUUCUUUUUUUGUAUGUUGGUGUGCAGCAUUCCUGUUUUCAUGUUAGUACUGUCACAUGGAAGUUUAAAUUUUAUAUUAGGUAUAUUUUUUUCACAAAUUAUGCAUGAAAAAUUCUUACAAGGAAGGUUUAUUGGUGAUUUAGUAUUCGUAGUCACAUCUUGGUUAUUUCUCAUGCUAGAUUUGUAUUUCAAUGAAAAAUUUUUUUGUAUACAGUGCAUACACAUGUUUUCAAGAGCUAUAAAGAGCAAAUUGCAUUUAUUUUAUGCAGUUUUAAUGGUCAUCUGUAUUUUUUAGGGAUAUCUUUGUAUUUGUUGUGCAUCUGUUAAUAUUGUCAUGUAAUUUAUGCAACCUAACUAUUCCAUUGUCUUCCAGUAAUGUUCAAUAAAGUUAUUUUAAAAUGAAAUGAAUCUCAAAUUACACAAAGUUUAAAACCAGGAUUUCUUUAAAUUAUUAAAAUCUUCAAGCAUGUCCAAAAUCAAUUUUAUUUUGGCCUUUUUUUUUUCAAAUUGUAACUCUAUGUAGAUUUUCUGUAUAUUGUUUUACACACAUAAUUUGCUUAUACCUGUAUAUGGGUCACCUAAAAAAAAUCUCCAAUUAGGUACACCAGUAAUUUUUGUACAUACCAGAAAAUUAUUUAACUUACAAACUUCCUGCACAUGUCAUUGUGUUUAUAUUUUUUUUCACUCAUCUCCAUUCAAUAUUGUCAGUAAUUGAUCCAUGUAUCAUACUUAUUUAUUGAAAUUAUUGAAAAGUUAGUUUAUCUAGUUAUAUAUUUCCUAUUAAUGAUUGGUGAUUUUAGCUCACCUGAGCCAAAAAGCUUUUCUAAAAUCAUCUAUGUAUCUUUUCUUCCAUUUUUAAGUAGUUUUCAGAAACACUUUCAUUUUAAAUUUGGUUGCCACCAGGAAAAAAAAGAAUUUUUUUUUUCAAAUAUAUCCCAUUGGGCACUUUCAACCAAAUUUAGUAUGUAUACAUACAUCUCAGUAGGAAACAAAUUCCAUAUGGAGGAAUUCAAUGGUCGCUUCCUUUUGUCACGCAGGAUAUUUAAUUAAUAUCAAGUAGUUUAAUUGAUUGUAAGAUCCUCUUUCCUGCUGAGAAUAAUGACCCUAUAUUAUUUAUUGAUACUUGUAAUAGGAAGUUAUAUCUUCUAUAUCUGUUUUCGAUCAUUAGGAGAGGUUUCCUUAUGUGUGGAUUUUCGGUACCAUUGUGAGAUCCAAUAAGUUUUCCAAGAAAUGAUUGCUUAUAAAACUGAUUUAAAGUUUCCUUGUUUAUAAACUUCAGUUGCCUAUGAUAAGAUGGGGACCAAAUUAAUGCAUGCCUUUUGUAAAAUCUUUAAGAAACAGAAAACAGCCAUGAGUCCAUGACUACAUUUUGUCAUUAUACUAAAUAUGAGUACUCUUUACUUUUUUGGUUUCAUGUCAAGAUAAUUUGAAUUCUAUCAAAUUCAAACAAUUUUUGAUUCGGAGGAUUUUGAACAUUUUACAGACUUAUAUUGAAAUAUACCUUAUAUUGCAAUGAUGAAUGUUUCUUCUUUUUUUAUUUACUUGUGUAUUUAAUUGUUAUACAUGUAAUACAUUUUUUUCCUUUUGUUAUAUUUCAUUAAAAAAAAGUUUAAAGUUCUUUAAAAAGUAUGAAAAAUUUUGUAGCAUGUAAUGAUUUUUUUCCCUUCUUUAAAAUGCAGAUUUGGUAAAUUUUUGCAUUUCAUUAUGAUCAAGAUGUUAUUUUCUUUCGCAAUUCAAAGUUUAAAAUGUUUACUUUAAAUGUUACAUCAGGGGCCAGAUUCUUUACUUUAUAAAUGACCCUGCAGGUUUAUACAUGCAUUUUUUUUCUCCAAUAUUUAUUUAGUAUUGUUUAGCAUUUCUGUAAAUGUAAUAAAUAUUCAGAUCCUUGAACAAUUGCAUCUAGUCUAUAAAAUGAUACUCUUUGUCGUUGAAAGUAAUGCCUACAUGUGUAAUGAUAAAAUACAAUGAACUGUUUAUUGUCUAAUCAAGUGAAAUUCAAUACAUAAUAAAAAUAAUAGACUUAAAA